Exaiptasia diaphana is the source of this 825-nucleotide messenger RNA. RefSeq names its product putative nuclease HARBI1. The record is from RefSeq and is a predicted model, not a curated record. The transcript has 2 exons. Lineage: Eukaryota; Metazoa; Cnidaria; Anthozoa; Actiniaria; Aiptasiidae. Bases 1 to 825 code for a protein of 274 amino acids.
AUGUCCAAAGAAUCGUUUGAAGUACUCWGUCAUGAGUUGGCACCUCACAUAAGAAAAAAAGACACGAACUUUCGCAAAGCAAUUCCAGUGGCAGUGAGAGUUGCAAUUACUCUAUAUCGUUUGGGUGACACUGCACAUUUUCGGACAAUUUCCCACUUGUUUGGUGUUGGCAAAUCAACUGUUUGCUGUAUUGUGAGACAAGUCUGUCAGUGCAUCGUAGACGUACUUCCAAGAUUUGUACAGUUACCUAGUACAAAGCAAGAGGUAGAGGAGCAAAUGCAGGGAUUUGAGGAGCGAGCCGGGUUCCCACAAGUUGUUGGAGCUGUCGAUGGCUGCCACAUACCRAUCAUGAAACCUAACCAAAAUCCUGAAGAUUACGUUAAUCGAAAGAAAUUCCAUUCAAUAAUCCUUCAAGCUUUGGUGGACAACCUGUAUUUGAUUAGAGAUAUUUGUGUUGGAUGGCCUGGUAAAGUGCACGAUGCGCGCGUAUUCAAAAAUUAUUUACUGCCUGCUGUGAAAGAAGUUUUCUCCCCCAACAAUCUGGCAAAUACAACAAGGAUGGUUGUACAAAAUGCAUUUGGCAGGCUAAAAGGAAGAUUCAGAUGUCUUGGUAAGAGGCUAGAUCUAUCUGUGAAGAUCAGCAUCAUUGUCACUACAGCCUGUUGUGCACUUCACAACUAUUGUGAAAUAAGAAGAGAGGAGUUUUAUCCACAGUGGCUGAAUGGGAUCCACAUCCACAACAACAUCAAUCCAGUCCAAAUCCCUGACAGGCAUGACAGAAAUGCUGAGGCAAUAAGAGAUGCUAUCAAAAGCUACAUAAGAUAG